AUAUUAUGUACCUAUAACAUUUCAUUCCAAAUGCCUUCCAUUUCCUAAAACCUUAAACCCCUCCUCUUCCUUUUUCCGUCUCUUCCACCUUCCUCCAUGGCGGCGAAACCAAAAUAAAAACCUAAAAUUCCUCCAUUGAUCCGUUUGAAGCCAUGCCGACCUUCACCAGCAUCGCCUUGGAUAAUCUGUUCGAGCCCAGAGUUCGAGAUACUCAGAAGAAGCCUUUUCACUGGGAACGCGACGAGGCCGACCCGGUAAAAGCGGCCCCGAGGCACCUGUACAUAUCGCCCGGUCUUUACGUCACUCCUGAUCAGGCUCCCAUCCCCGACCAUUCGCUGCCCUACCCGCCGUCUCCUUCCCCUUACGUGGUCAACCUCAAGCGCCGCCGUGCUGGGAAUGUGGGGAGGGUCGAAGUCCUGGAAUUUCCCUCCGGAAACGAGGUCGAUGUGUUGAGCUCGGAGGAGGUCGGGGAUAAUUUUGUGGAUGAGGUGGUGGCUGGAUAUGAUGAACCCGGUGAAGAGGAAGAGGGGUUUCAAGAUCUGAGGAGUGAGGCGAUGAGCGUGGGGAGUGAGGUGGAGGUUAAUGAUUUCGGCACCAAUCAAAUCGAGAGCCGCAGCUUUGUUUCUGCCCAAGGGGAAUUUUUCGAUGCUAUUGAAGAUUUCUCCACAGAUAGCUCUGUUUCAAAUGUGCAUACGUGUUGUUCUAGAACUGAAUCAGAAUUGCAUGCUACAAGGCUCAGUCUUCUUGAGGAAAUCGAGAAGAGAAAAAACGCAGAGGAGAAUCUUGUGUCGAUGCAUACUCAGUGGGAGAGGAUCAGGAACCUUAUGUCUGAAGCUGGCCUAACAUUUCCUGCACCUCCAGUUGCUAAUGGUAGCAUCCCGCAAGAUAACAAUUUAAUGGACCAGAUUUCUCAGGAAGUUGUUGUUAGCAGAUUUGUUGCCGAAGCAAUUGGAAGGGGUCAAGCACGUGCUGAAGCUGAGGAGGCUGCUUUGUCUGUUAUUGAAAUGAAAGAUCAGGAGAUAUCACGUUUGCGUGAUAGGCUUCAGUACUAUGAGACUGUUAAUCAUGAAAUGUCCCAGAGGAAGCUUGUUGAGGUUGCACGUAAACAGCAGGAAAGGAAAAAAAGACGGCGGAGGUGGCUAUGGGGCUUCAUGGGGUUAUCGAUCACGAUUGGUGCUUCAUUUGUUGCGUAUUCAUACUUCCCUCAGUCUGCAGAAAUAAUCUCGUUGUUAAAACCUGCCGACUCUACAGAUGCCUCAUCUGCCAGUGCCCCUGAGACCUCCUGACACCAUUAAGCUUGAAGCUUUUUUCUUUUUAUCUCUGAGUCUCAGAGAUUUUCUUGUAUCUUCUAAUUAGUAUGUUAGUAGAUCGCAGAUAGGUGAGUCCGGUGGUCUGUUCCGCUCUAUUUUUCUGUUGAUCUUCUCUCUUGUGAUGACUAAUUUUGGACUUUCUGGCAAUCUGCUGCUACAUUGCAACCCAUGUUCUUUUUUUUGUGUUCAGUUUCAGUAUGAUAUGGGUUUUAAUGAGACUAGUCACAAAACACAAAAAAUUAUGUAUUUAGUGGCCAGUGCUGAAAAGUCGUGAUUAAAUUGCCUAAAUGAUAAAGGUGAUGAACUUUUAUGAAUGAAAUGACUUGAGAAAAAA
Striga asiatica is the source of this 1644-nucleotide messenger RNA. NCBI's taxonomy places the organism in Eukaryota, Viridiplantae, Streptophyta, Magnoliopsida, Lamiales, Orobanchaceae. The record is from the annotation of a GenBank genome assembly.